Molecule: messenger RNA, 1090 nt
Organism: Schistocerca nitens (vagrant locust)
Lineage: Eukaryota; Metazoa; Arthropoda; Insecta; Orthoptera; Acrididae
Exons: 2
Coding region: 74-622 (182 amino acids)
Source: RefSeq, a predicted model, not a curated record
UUUUGGACCACAAUGAUGUGUGUGUUAGGCUUCCCCGAUGUGCACAAGUUGAUGCAACGACUUUGUCUAAUUGAUGACAGAUAGCAGCACAAUGUUGUUUCGUUUCUAUGAGAACCCACACACUCUGGUGAGAGACAAUGAAACUGAAAACCCAGAUACCUUCAAAAUGGAGGCAAUAGCUGACAGGAGUGACAUAAGUUGUGGUGUUUCUUCAAUUUUAAGUGAAUUGUGUGGUGAUUCCGACAGUUUUAAUGCCGACAUUAAUGAUUCAGAUUCCAGUUUAAACCAGGUGAUGGAAGAUUCUACCAAUAUUAAUUCCAGUACAUAUGAGAUGUCCUGGUCCUGGAGGUGGAAGGAUCUGCUCAGAGUGGAGGCAGCUCCUGUCAGUAAACUUUACCAAAUUGUGGGUACAGCUCCAACAGGUAUCCUCAUGAAACCAACUUCAGAAAUUAAUAGAAAGAAACAGAAAACUGAUUCCAGACAUCCCUUAUUUGACCACGAGCAUCGGCGACCAGGUCCCAGAAUUGUGAAAGAACUUCCUGCAGACAACUACCGCAAUGCCUUCAUUUCCUGGUGCUCGCCUAGUGGAACUUUGACAAGAUCCUUGACCCAAAGCAAAUGAAACAAAUGUCAAAGGAGAACCAGUGGCAGGUUCAGACCUACCUUAUGUGAUAAGAAAAAAUGCUAAACAGAUUGAUAACUGGGGUUUCACAAUGCAAAGUCAACUUCACAAAAUAGUGCUUCAGCAGUGAUGAUGAAAUUUGCCAUUGUGGUGGCCUGCAGGAGCAUCAACAUCUAUUUGUCUGUUAACAGGAACCUGCUGGACACACUACUACAAGUGAUCUUGCUGCAGCUAAGAAAGCAGCCAAAAUUGUCAAAUAGUGAGCUCUCCACAGAAUUUGAAGAGAAUUAUCUUGCUGUUUUUUUAAAUCUUCCUGUCUAUAUUUUAUCAAUACUUGUGGUACAUAUUUUUCCCUGUAUUUUUACUGUUAUUAAUUUCUAUUUGUAUGUUACUGAAUUUCCUCUGUAACUGAUUUUUUAUAUGUAUUCAAUCUCAAUAUGUAUGUUAUUAACGCUCUGUCAGUAUUGU